CCCUGGCUCUGCUGCUGGCUGCCCUGGUCUUCUUCUGCCUCCUCUGCUCCGGACGGACGGACCGAAGGGCUGCCAGUGCCGCUGGGGAGCCACAGGGGCCUCGGGGCCGCCGGAGGAGGAGGAGGAGGAGGAUCCCCCCUGCCUGCCUGUCUGCUUGGCUGCUGCCUGCCAGGAACCCUGUAAAGUUUCGUCAUGGGAGCUGUGGUGGUUGAUGAUGGUCCAGCUGGAGUUAAAGCCCCAGAUGGUGGCUGGGGCUGGGCUGUUCUCUUUGGGUGCUUUGUCAUCACUGGAUUCUCCUAUGCCUUCCCAAAGGCCAUGAGCGUCUUUUUCAAGGAGCUUAUCCGGGAAUUCAAUGUUGGCUAUAGCGACACAGCAUGGAUAUCCUCCAUUCUAUUGGCCAUGCUUUAUGGAACAGGUCCCCUGUGCAGUAUGUGUGUCAAUCGGUUUGGAUGUCGUCCUGUUAUGCUAGUCGGAGGCCUCUUUGCAUCAGCUGGAAUGAUCUUGGCUUCCUUCUCUACUAAUAUGAUUCAGGUCUAUCUUACUGCCGGUGUCAUUACUGGAUUGGGCCUGGCACUCAAUUUCCAGCCAUCACUCAUCAUGCUCAACCGCUACUUCAGUGUGAAACGGCCUUUGGCUAAUGGUUUGGCUGCAGCUGGAAGCCCCGUGUUUCUUUGUGCUCUCUCACCCUUGGGGCAGGUGCUGCAGCCUAUGUAUGGAUGGCGAGGGGGAUUCCUCAUCUUGGGAGGAUUGCUCUUGAACUGCUGUGUUUGUGGAGCUCUGAUGAGACCUUUGGAUGCGCCUAAAAAACCCGAAGCUUCCAAAGGGGUAGCUGAAAAACAACCUAAGAAAAAGCUACUGGACUUCAGUGUUUUUAGGGAUCGUGGUUUCCUCAUCUAUACAGUAGCUGCAUCCAUCAUGGUGCUGGGUUUGUUUGUGCCCCCUGUGUUUGUGGUGAGCUAUGCUAAGGAUCUGAAGUACGAGGACACCAAAUCAGCUUUCCUUUUGACCAUUCUUGGAUUCAUAGAUAUAUUUGCUCGGCCAAUUUGCGGCAUAGUGGCUGGCUUGCAGUGGGUUAGGCCCCGCUGUGUCUACCUCUUCAGUUUUGCCAUGUUCUUUAAUGGUUUUACUGAUCUUAUGGGAUCCAUGUCCUACAACUAUGGCGGUCUGGUCGUCUUCUGCAUUUUCUUUGGCAUUUCCUACGGAAUGGUUGGUGCUCUUCAGUUUGAAGUUCUCAUGGCGAUUGUUGGUACACAGAAGUUUUCCAGUGCCAUUGGCUUGGUUCUCCUGUGUGAAGCAUUGGCUGUUCUAGUUGGACCACCUUCAGCAGGCAAACUCUUGGAUGCAACCCACAAAUAUAUGUUCGUUUUUAUUCUGGCUGGCACUGAAGUUGUUACUUCAUCUGUGGUGCUGGCUGUAGGAAAUGCCUGCUGUAUCAAAAGACCAGCUGAAACACAAGUAAAAGAAGACGCAGCAGAAAGAGAGGAGCUAAACAAACAACCUGGAGACAGAAAGGUGGACUCUAUUGAAGUAGAACGCUUUCUAAAAGAUGAAAAAAAUGGGCAAGUUGUAACUAACCCAGAAACAUGUGUGUGAGUGUGACAAGAAUGAAUGUCAAAAUAUUUAGGAAAAAAUUCAGAUGAUUUCAACACUGUUAUUUAUUUUAGAAAUAGGACUAGUUUAGGGCUGGGCCAUCUUGUUUGGGAACUGGAGGCCAACCAGUUCAUGAAAUCACUCUUUGGAAGCUGGCCUAUUAGAAAACCUUUUCUCCCAGCUUUAAAAUGGAUUGAUUUUCAAAUUAAACUGCUUGGGUGUAACUACUACUGCAAGCUAAACAAAUGGCCUUCUAAACACAUGUAGAGGUCCCGCUAUGCAUCACCAGAAAAUGCUCACUUGGAUGAAAAUAUUUUAACUUGAGAGGAAUUAUAUAUGAACUUUUCCUGUCACACAGAUGAAAUAAUUGUCUGGUUUUGUGUGUGUGCAUAUGUGGUACACUUCAAUGUAUCUUCCAUGUCUGUGUCUGCUUUAGGAGGAAUGGCUUAGCAAGGAGAAAUCUCAGGGACUUGGUCAUCUCCAGAAAGGUUUUAAAACGUAUCUUUUCCAAAUGUCUUUAGAUCAUUUGGCUCAGCCCUAAUCUAAUUUUGAUAACAUACAAUUUUCAAAAACUUCUGGUUUUUCAAUGUAUUUUUAUGCUAUUUUUGUUUUCUGUUUUCAUUGUCAUUUUUACUGGAAAUAUACAAAUACCAAGAAAGGCACUGUGAUGCUUCCUGGGACAUCUUACAAUGGUUGUUCUCAAAUUAUGUAAAAACAAACUGAAAGUCAUGUGUAGUUCUAAGAGGCCAACAGAGCAAGCUUGAUGAUUACUUUACCCUCAUUACUGACCCUCUGCUUUAAAUAUAUUCCCUUCAGAAUGUGUCUUGCUUUCAUGGCUUUCACAGCUUUAUUUCCACAGAGGAAACCAGUCCAAAAGAAAUGGAAAGAGUCAUUUUAGUAAUGUGCCUCUAACAUCUGUGAGUUCUAUAUUAAACUGGAGGCAAGUGAGUGAGCAGAUAAAGACCUUUGGAGUCAGAAUUAAAAAUACUUCAUUAAAAAGGUGCUAUUACAUUUUUACAAAAUAGUGCACUGCCCCCAUUAUUUCAUCAUGGUGAAACAUUAAUGGAGUUGUCAUCUCCAUCAUGAAAUGAGACAGGCGUAAUAGAAGAUGCAUAGGGUGAAGAAGGUAGUUUUUGCUUUCUGCUAUCCUUAUUCUUCUUCAGAAAGAAACUGGGGAUGGGGGUGGGAUGCAGGUGUCCUCUUGUUUUCUGUGAUACUCUGUAGGUGAAAUGAUGUUGAGGUCAUCAAAUGGCAAAAGCCAACAUUUGGGAGCACGCUGUAUUUAGUGGCCUGACAAAGAAUAAGGGAGCCUAGAGAGUUUAUAUGCAGGUUUAUCUUGAACAUUUUCUGGUUUUAGACUACAACUAACAGAAUUUCCCAGACAGUAUGGCCAUGACCAAUAUGGGGAUUACUGGAAGUUGCAGUCAAGAAAACUAACUUUUCUAAGCUCUGAGUCAUGCACCUGACCCCAUUAUUUUCAGAGGAUAACAUGUUUAAAUUCCUUAAUACAAGUAGAUAAAGGUGUGUGUGACCAAGUAACCACCACAGUGGAACACCUAGCCUACAACAUGAUGUGCUUGACAACACAUUGCUAUACAGUACCCAUGUUGUACAGAUUCAAAACAUAGGCAAGGACACCUGAGCAGGGCUUAUCUUCUAUCUUGCUCUUGUUACCAUCCUUCCCAGAAGCGAUGGAUGGGCUUGAACCUUCCAGAUGUUGUUGGACUCCCAACUAUGGUCAGUUUCAGCCUCCAUGGCCAAUGGCUGGGGAUGACUUAUGGGCUUCAGUAACAUUUAUUAAACAUGGGGGGGGGGGCUUUAGAUUGUUCACUCCUGCCCUGUAUCCCUGCAGAAGCAAGAGCUGCAGGGAUGAUAUAAGGUAGACUGAUGAAAAUGAACAUCGCUCAAAUAGGUCCCAAGAGGAAGAUAAGGCCCUUCUGUCCCCAUGUCAAUUUUGCUCUGCAUGUCUGAGGCCAGUAGUAAUGAUAAAUUAAUAGAAAGAGAUGACAGAAGCAGAUUGGUGGGCCCAUGUGUGCAUGUGUAUCCAACCCUAAGAACUAGAAAGUUAAUUGUCACUAGUUUGCAAGUCGGCCUCUGAAUUUCUCUCAUAAUACCUUGAGCUAAUAUUAUUUUCUCUUUAGCGGAUUCCAUAUGCAAAAUUCUUGUUCCCUGGGCAGCUGUAAAACAGCCUUCAGUUAGAUGUUAAGAGAGAAAGUAGAAAACACAAAGGAAGUUGUGAUGGUUUUUUAUCAUAAUGUUUAACCAAAGAGGGACUAUGUUUAUUUGAUAUUAUCUUUGGCAGGAACUUCCAUUGUCCCACAUUUUAGUAGUAGGGGUAUAUGACCAAAGCAAGGAAGAAGACUACAUGACAGACACUGAGUCAAGCUUGGCUUGGAAUACAAAGCUUUUCAGACAUUAGGAUACAGAGCUAAACUUGAGUUAACCUAUCUUACAAGUAGGGAUUUAUUGUUCUGAGUAGCAAAAUUAGAUACCCAUCUGGUGACCUGGAGCACUGAUUAAAAAUGGUACCUAGGUCAAGUCGAGCUGCUUUAGGAAAGCUGGUAAGGGCAUUUGUGCCUGUGGCUUCUCUGAAACAGCUAAGUAUUCCAAAGAGUGGGGUCAAGUGACAGAUUUUUUCAACUGGCUCUUCCACAAAGUCAUUUCAUUAAUGCAUUCCUUAACAACAUGUUCAGCAUUCACUGGUCGAGUAACAACUGAAUGUUGGGUAGCCAUGCUCAAGUUAU
Sceloporus undulatus (fence lizard) is the source of this 4334-nucleotide messenger RNA. RefSeq names its product solute carrier family 16 member 3 (gene SLC16A3). Gene Ontology annotation, cellular component: membrane. The transcript is spliced from 5 exons. Lineage: Eukaryota; Metazoa; Chordata; Lepidosauria; Squamata; Phrynosomatidae. The coding region runs from base 193 to 1593 and encodes 466 amino acids. The record is from RefSeq and is a predicted model, not a curated record. Gene Ontology annotation, biological process: monocarboxylic acid transport; transmembrane transport. Gene Ontology annotation, molecular function: monocarboxylic acid transmembrane transporter activity.